CAACCAGGGACUGCUGAAAAUAGCACUUCUUUUUGCUUUCUUUGUAUUCAAAACUAUAUCCUUUCCCGACCGAUUCUACUGCCCCAGGUCCAAGUCUCUCCAGUCAGAAGCCCCAGCUCUCCAGAACAGUAACAGAUCCUUUAGCUCGCUUUUAUUAUUUUAUUUUUUAAACUAAUUAUUAUUACAUUUUCUCCCCCUUGUUUGUUUUCUGCACAUCUUCAGGAAGCCCUCAGUGCUUGCGCAAAGAGAAGCUCCUAUUGCAACCUCCCUCCCUGCGCUGUGCACCUCGGUGUAAACAUUUUGGAUGAUCUAAAGACUCUGGGGUCUGUAUAUGGAAAUAGUGGGGUGCAGAGCAGAAGAAAAUACUUGUCCUUUCCGUCCCCCAGCCAUGCUUUUCCACGGGAUCUCCGGAGGCCACAUCCAAGGAAUCAUGGAGGAGAUGGAGAGGCGAUCCAAGACCGAGUCCCGCCUGGCCAAAGGGGGACAGAUGAACGGCCGAGAUACGAACAUGCCCCCCAUGAGCCCCGAGAAGCCUGCUUUGUGUGCUGGUUGUGGAGGGAAGAUCUCAGACAGAUAUUACCUGCUGGCUGUUGACAAACAAUGGCACCUCAGGUGUCUUAAGUGCUGUGAAUGUAAACUGGCUUUGGAGUCAGAACUCACCUGCUUUGCCAAGGACGGCAGUAUUUACUGCAAGGAGGAUUACUACAGAAGGUUCUCCGUGCAGAGAUGUGCCCGCUGCCACCUUGGGAUCUCAGCCUCUGAAAUGGUCAUGAGAGCCAGGGAGUCGGUUUAUCACCUGAGCUGCUUCACCUGCACCACCUGCAACAAGACUCUGACCACGGGCGAUCACUUUGGCAUGAAGGACAACCUGGUUUACUGCAGGGCCCACUUCGAGUCCCUUUUGCAAGGAGAAUACCCCCCUCAGCUGAGCUACACCGAGCUGGCCGCCAAGAGCGGAGGACUGGCCCUGCCUUACUUCAACGGCACCGGCACGGUCCAGAAGGGGAGGCCCAGGAAACGAAAGAGCCCUGCCUUGGGAGUGGACAUCGUCAGCUACAACUCAGGUUGUAAUGAGAAUGAGGCAGAUCACCUGGACAGAGACCAGCAGCCUUACCCCCCAUCCCAGAAAACAAAGCGCAUGCGUACCUCCUUCAAACACCACCAGCUCCGUACCAUGAAGUCCUACUUUGCUAUCAACCACAACCCAGAUGCCAAGGACCUCAAGCAGCUUGCUCAGAAAACAGGCCUGACCAAGAGAGUUCUGCAGGGAGAACAAAUCAUGGGGCAUUACAGCCAAACAUCCCGACGUUUGAAAAUUCCCUAAAGUAUUAAAAGAAGGGGAAAAGUUUGAUCGGAAAUCCACUGCAGUGAAGACAAAGACAAUAUUAGGUUAUGAUAAUCAUACAUUUAAAAAUCUAUUGAGCCAAAAAAUAAAAAAUAAAAGACUCGAUGUAAUUUCCUGAAUGUUAACAAAACAUACGUUAUUUUAUGGUGUCUAAUUAACAGAACUGAAGGCUUCAACAAAUUGUGUGGUAUCAAAAACAAAUUUAGAGAACCUAUGUAUAAAACCAGAGCAACCUGGCAGCAAUCUACCCAGCCCAUAUUCGAAGAAACCUUUUCUUUUUUUAAAAAAAAAAUCACAUUUGUCAAGCACAAGUACUUGUAAAAUAAAAUCUGAGUGCAUUCAUUCCACUUGCUUGCUAAUGUGUACUAGUCAUAUCUGUUAAAUGGAUUUUUGUAAAUUCAAGGAGAACUUUUCACUCAUCUGAGAUCAUAGGAAUCAAAACCCAGUAACUUUAGUACUAUUGUUUCCAAAUUAAUUUUUUUAAAUGAGACAGCUCUGCAUGCACUUUUCCAUCUGUCACAUAUAGUGUACAUUUCUGUAUGAUGAAUUUCUCUUUGAUGUUUCUUGUAUAAUACCUUUCAUUAAUAAACAUUUUAUUUGAUG
Molecule: messenger RNA, 1948 nt
Organism: Oenanthe melanoleuca
Lineage: Eukaryota; Metazoa; Chordata; Aves; Passeriformes; Muscicapidae
Gene: LHX9
Product: LIM homeobox 9
Exons: 5
Coding region: 332-1324 (330 amino acids)
Biological process (GO): neuron differentiation; regulation of transcription by RNA polymerase II
Cellular component (GO): nucleus
Molecular function (GO): RNA polymerase II transcription regulatory region sequence-specific DNA binding; DNA-binding transcription factor activity, RNA polymerase II-specific
Source: RefSeq, a predicted model, not a curated record